AUGGAGCCAACAGACCUUUUGCCGCUGCUGGAGCAGCUUGAUGAUAAUGUGGACGACCUUGAAGAUGUUCUGCAGCCCGUUUUGGGACAUCAAAUGUCAAAGCUUUCGAAGAACCUACCGGUUAUGGAUAAGGCUAAACUGCAUGUGUUGAUUACUUACGCCCUUGAGUCACUCAUUUUCUCUUAUCUCAGACUACACGGCGUGGAUGCCAAGCAACAUCCUGUCUUCCGCGAGCUCACUCGCGUUAAACAGUACUUUGAAAAGAUGAAAGCCUUGGAAACCGAACCAGAGCAGCGCACCAUGACCCUGGACAAGGCGGCCGCGAAUCGAUUUAUUAAACACGGCUUGGCUGGCAAUGACAAGCUUGAUCUGGAACGAGCUGAAAAGGAAGCCAAAGAGAAGGCGCGGGCUCAAUUCAAAGCCGCGAUGCUACAAGCGAAGAACAAGCCUGCUGCAAAGCCCGAUGUUUCUGCAGUCCAAUCAGAUGCUCCCUCCAGUGCAGCACACUCUACCGUACAGUCUAGCGCCGAUUCCAAUGAUUCCGAUCAAGAUCUCGAGGACGAGGACUCGGCUCAACAAUCCAGUGAACCUGCGCAAAGCAAAGCCAUAACAAAGAAAAAAAUGGCCGAGAAGCUGCAGGCUAGGAGUAAGAAUGCUGAUUUCGUAAAGAAGCAGCGGAAGCUCAGCAAGGAGGAUCGCACAACGCAGAAGAAGGACAGGCGUCAUAAGAAGGAAGCAUUGCGCAAAGCUCGGAAAUCCCAAUGA
This is a messenger RNA of Penicillium macrosclerotiorum, 765 nucleotides long. Its product is annotated as Sas10/Utp3/C1D family protein. NCBI's taxonomy places the organism in Eukaryota, Fungi, Ascomycota, Eurotiomycetes, Eurotiales, Aspergillaceae. Gene Ontology annotation, biological process: maturation of 5.8S rRNA; regulation of gene expression. The record is from RefSeq and is a predicted model, not a curated record. Gene Ontology annotation, molecular function: DNA binding; RNA binding. Gene Ontology annotation, cellular component: nucleolus; exosome (RNase complex). The transcript is spliced from 3 exons. The coding region runs from base 1 to 765 and encodes 254 amino acids.